UAGUGUCACGCCCGAAAACGUGAACACUGAAACACGCUCUGACUCCCUCUUUUCAAAAGAUAGAUAGAUUUUCCCGGCUAUCCUCCAUUUCAAAUCCGCCGCUUCACUUCCGUUUCAAAUCCCAUAUUUAUAAUCGCUACUACUAGAUUCCCUGCCGGCCACUCGGAAACCUAGCCAUGCGAGAAAGAACGGGGGAUUAUUCCGACGAUUGCAGCGUCUCCGUCGUAGCGUUUACGUCUUGCCUUAGUCGCCGGAGGAGACGGAGACGUAACGGCGGCCGCAGAUGCCCGGGAGCCGCCGCUUAUCUGUCGCCGAGUUGGUUUUUUGCGCGGUGGCGGAAGAGUAAAGAUGAGAAGAAGGCUCCGGCCAAGGUAUUGGAUGGAAAGUCACCGUUGCCGUUACAGUUGGUGGAUUCAGGUGGUCAAAAGGAGGCCUCAUUCAACCUAGGCAUCGGAUUAGGUCUAAUGUAUGCCAUUGCAGGUUGCAGAAAUGAACUCAACAAGAUUGCAGACUUACGUUUGCAAUUCGAAACCUUAAUUCAAACUUACAAAGCACAAAAUCAGCAGCUCUCAACUCCAUCCGAUGUUUCAUCCCUCAACAACCUGUCCCGUUUCUUCAACUCCGACCGCCACGAAAAUUUUAAGGACAACGGCGAUUGUUGUGGCCGACACAUGAAAUGCAAUAAGAAGAUGAGUAGAAGGAGAAAUGUGGGAAGUUCAGAGAUGAUGGAUGAGCUUGAAGCUGAACUUGUAGCAGAGUUGGGUAGGUUGCAGCUUGAUUUGGAUUCUGAUGUUACGUCCCAGCACUCAACACGAUAUAAUGAGGUUAUUAUUGUUGAGGAAAACGAAGGAAGGCAGAAUGGAAGCUUUGGAGGAGUUGAAGAUGUUGAAAUUGAGACAACAUACGAAGAGUAUUAUGAGAAGGCAGUUUCUCCAUACGAACUAGAAAUAAGGUUGCAUGAGGUGUUGGAGGAGAGGCAACAAGAAAGGAUUGAAGAGCUGGAAUCAGCUUUAGAAUCCGCCAUGGAAAAGCUUCAGCAGAAAGACGAAGAGCUUUCGUGGUGGAAAGACACCGCCAAUCUCAUUUCCCAACACGUUCCCAACUUCUUGAGGCGUAGCGCUACAACAAAGUAGGCUUUGUAUUCUGAAUUGAACUUACAUCAUAUGUGAUAUGAUGGUACACUCACAAUUUUUUUUUUUUUGGGUAAUAUGAUUUUUGGUGUUACAUUGGAUAAUUAUAUUAAAUUUGAUUAAUUCAAAAUUAGCUCUAGCUGUCUAAGU
Molecule: messenger RNA, 1280 nt
Organism: Ipomoea triloba (trilobed morning glory)
Lineage: Eukaryota; Viridiplantae; Streptophyta; Magnoliopsida; Solanales; Convolvulaceae
Product: protein POLAR LOCALIZATION DURING ASYMMETRIC DIVISION AND REDISTRIBUTION-like
Exons: 3
Coding region: 177-1133 (318 amino acids)
Biological process (GO): asymmetric cell division
Source: RefSeq, a predicted model, not a curated record